UACCCAUUGGAUUGAUUUCUUGACCAUAAAUGUAUUGCAGGUGUUAGUAUACCGAAUACCGGCUGUGCUUAAAAGGCUUAAAAGGAAGCAUGAGCACAAAAAUUGAGCAGGCGUCUAGCCGCGCUUCAUCUGCAACACCAUUGAGUGGCCCAAAGAUCUCUAUGUUUGCCAAUAAAACUGGAUUUGUGAUACCAAAAAACAAGUUAGCAGGUUCAUUGGUUCCGGUAUUUCGAGUAGGAAAAAAAGGAACUAGUGAUUCUGUAAAUGAAGAUAGCACUAAACAGGUGCAAAGGAAAACCAAGUGGGGCCCUGAUCUCACACAGGAUACAACUGUCAGGAAAGCAAGAGCCUUGGCAUAUCAGAGUCGUGUGGAUCAAAUAACACAACUACUGAGUUCUAGGAGUUUGGAGGGAGAAGUCAGCAAAGACUCAUUACCCGACUCUCCUGCUAAAGAUUACGAGUCUUCAGAUCAUCAUCCUACUGAUGAGAGUGUGGAAUUACUGGAACUUGAAAGACGGGAAGCCAUUGGGGAGAUCCUAAAACUGAAUCCGAGUUAUAAGCCACCUGCUGGUUAUAAGCCUGUACCAAAGGAGGCAAAAAUACCAGUACCUAUCAAAGAACAUCCUGGGUACAAUUUUAUUGGUUUGAUUUUUGGCCCCGCUCAUAAGCAACUGGAAAAGGAAACUGGAGCUCAAGUAAAGGUUUAUGGUACUAAAGCAGAUACCGGAGAGAAGGUAGAAGUUACUUCUGGUGAAAAUGACUCUGGUGCUUAUGAUGAAAUGUAUAUCCAAGUAUCAGCUGAGACAUAUGAAAAGGUUGAUGCUGCAGUUGCUUUAAUUGAACUGCUGGUUACUCGAGUUUCAGUGACUCCAGCGGCCACAACUAUGAAAACGUCAGGUGAUGGAGAAACUAUUUCUAGUGAAGCAACUCCUGGCCCAACGCCCCCUCCUGUACUAAAUCAAGGGGUGGCUCAACCAGUUGUGGGGUCACAACCUCCUCAACUGCAAGGUCAUUUCCAGCCAUACCAAGGGCAAUGGUUUCCUGGACCGACAUCUCAGAAUCCAGUACCUCCCUUUCCAGGACCCAUUAACUCCGGGAACCCGCACCAAGUAUCACCAUCAUCACCCUUUGGUCCACCACAGGGUAUGCAAGAUGGAUUCGGUUCGGUUCCCCGAAACCCUUUUGUUCACUCUAGCCCACAGGCGCCUCUAAUGCGUCAGCAGCCGUAUAUGCCUUCCGCUCAUUUUGGACAAAUUGGUGGACUUAGACCUCCAAUACCACCUCAAUCCAAUAUGACUCUGCCUCAAUUUUCUCAGGGCCAACCGAGUCCAACAGGGUUUCCGCAAGCUGUCAGACCAGUUAUGUCUUCAUUGCCUCAGCCAGACCGACCAUUGACCCCAGCUGGGAACUCUCCUGGGUGGUCACAGCCACCAUGGAACACCCAGACAGGUCAAGGUCCAAGCAACAUGGGUCCCACCAUAGUUUCUCCUCAAGGAAGUCAUCAUCUUGGUUCACGACCAAUGAAUGUCUCUGCAGCUCCGCAUGUAGAUGUUUUCCGUGGGCCAUCUGGACCCGCUCCAUCAGCGCAUAUGCCUCCUCCAUUGCGUCCAUCUUCGGGAUCUACCCCAGCACAUUUCUUGAACCACUCUGUGUCUAGUGGACAACCAGUCAAUCCGAGUCUCACACCUAAUCCAAUUCCUGGAAGUUCUCUUAAUAUUAAUUCCACGAGACCUACUUCCUUUGGAACUCCAAAACCACUGCAGCCCAGUAGCGAUUUUACAUUCCAGCCUCGCCAUCCACAGAAUCCAGUCUCUCCAGCCACGGCUUCCAGGCUAAUUGGUCAAUUUGGAUCUCAGGAACUUUCACCUUCAAACCAAAUGAUGCGACCUCAUCUACGACCAGCAAUAGACAAUCCAAAUCGCCCACCUGUCAUUCAAGGAUUCCAAAGACCCCAGUCAGGACCACCUAUGUCGCUUGACUUGGCUCGAGGACCUGCGGGCCCUCUCCCUCAAUUUAGGCACCCGACAUUUUCGAAUCAGGGUCUAGCUUCGCCUGCUGGCCCUCAAAUGCAACCAAUGAACUUUAGGCCAGCUCCAAAUCAUGUAGGUUCUUUCCCUCCUAGAGGAAACUCCAUGCCUCUUCAGCAAAAUAAUCCAAAUCCCAUGCUGCGACCACAGAACUUUGAGGCUCCCAAUAAUGUCUUCUUUCGGCAUGGUAGGCCUGCCUCUAGCUCUGCUGGAGCAAAUCAAAUAUAUGACCCUUUUUCACCCACUUCUGUCCCUCGACUUCCUCGUCCUAGUGGCAAUCCAGCUAUGGCAGGAAAACAAGAGAGUGAUCCUGAAUACGAAGACUUGAUGGCAUCUGUUGGAGUUAAAUGAUUCAAGCUGUAGAUUGCUGUUUGAUCUUCGAAUUGAUCGUUAACCUCCCCCCACCCCCAGCGUGAAAGCAAAAUUUAUACUGUCCAUGUAUCGGUGAUAAUGCUUAAUAUGCAUUUUUUCUUACUGGGGUCCAUAGAGACGGUAACUAACCCCUUCAAUUCUCCUUUCUUGUAUUGCAGAAAAUGCUUUUUGAUAGAUAUAUUUUAUAGGAAAAGCAAUGUGUUUUAGGAAACAGCUCUUAUGGAUGGUGCAUAUCCUUAUUUGCUUGGUGCCUACUUGUUGAAGGAAUUUUGGGUUGGUGGAUGUAGUAGUAUUAUUUUGAACUAA
Messenger RNA from Lycium ferocissimum, 2705 nucleotides. RefSeq lists its product as uncharacterized. Gene Ontology annotation, cellular component: nucleus. The coding region runs from base 90 to 2378 and encodes 762 amino acids. Gene Ontology annotation, biological process: regulation of mRNA splicing, via spliceosome. The record is from RefSeq and is a predicted model, not a curated record. Gene Ontology annotation, molecular function: mRNA binding. The transcript has 8 exons. NCBI's taxonomy places the organism in Eukaryota, Viridiplantae, Streptophyta, Magnoliopsida, Solanales, Solanaceae.